AUGAAUAUUGAAAAUUAAUAAUAGCACUAAUUGUAAAAGAGAAUAAAGGAAAGGUUUGUUUACGAGGCCAAAUUUUUAGUCGAUUAAUGGAGGUAUUGGGUUAUUAAUGCAAUAGAUCUAUUUUCGAACAAAGACACCUUUAAGAUGGAAAAAUGAUCAAGUACACUCUCGACCAAGCUGCUGAUAUUGUAGGAAUCUCAAGAAAAACUCUAGAGGAUUAUUAUUAUUGUCUGAAAAAAGCAGAGAAAAUAAGUAAGCAAUUUAACCUAUAGAGUAGUUGAUAUAAAUUAAUUUAUGAAUUGUAAAAUGGGAGUAAUUCGAAGAAUUAUAAAAGAACAUAAGAAGUAAACUGAUGAGUAAAAUUUAAUGGAUACAAACUAAUUCUUCGCCUUAGAAGAAGAAAAUAAAGAGCCAAGGAAAAAUAGUUUUGAAUACGAUGAUUGAGU
Paramecium octaurelia is the source of this 446-nucleotide messenger RNA. NCBI's taxonomy places the organism in Eukaryota, Ciliophora, Oligohymenophorea, Peniculida, Parameciidae. The record is from the annotation of a GenBank genome assembly.